AAGCUCCUCUGGCAGAAGAGCUCAGUCUUUGCCUGGAAAACCGCGGAGUUUGGCGCUGAGGCGUCCCGGGCACGUGACCCCCCCCCACCCCUCCUUCAGCCAGAUUAAUCGCUUCACCGCUGCAGCCCCCGAUUAAACUUUCCAUGCUGUUGCCCGUCCGACGGACAGCACUUUGGAGGUUUGUGUGGACCGUGUUCUCUCCCGCUCGCUCGCCCGUCCGCCGCGCUCCGGCUCUCCACCCUCGGCUCUCCAGGUUCAAAGGGGCUCAGGCGGCCAGUGGAGCUGGCCCGGGUCUCCAGCACGCAUGGAGGGAGACGUUAUGGACAAAGUGGAGGCCACGGCAACGGUCCGCGACUUCGACCCCAUCAGCGGAAGCAUCCCGGCCACCAAAGUGGAGAUAACCGUGUCCUGCAGGAAUCUGUUGGACCGAGACACUUUCUCCAAAUCUGACCCUUUGGUUGUGUUGUACACCCAGGGCGUAGAGACCAAACAGUGGAGAGAGUUUGGGAGAACAGAGGUGAUAGACAACACGCUAAACCCAGACUUUGUCAGGAAGUACAUCCUGGACUACUUCUUCGAGGAGAAGCAGAAUCUGCGCUUUGACGUGUAUGAUAUUGAUUCUAAAAGUCCAGAUCUGGCAAAGCACCCAACCGAAUUUAACGACUUCCUGGGACAGGUCUUCUGUACGCUGGGAGAGAUCGUGGGCUCACCUGCCAGUCGCUUGGAGAAACCGCUCGGUGGUAUACCCGGGAAGAAAUGUGGAACUGUUAUCUUGUCUGCGGAGGAGCUUGGAAACUGCCGAGAUUACGCCACCAUGCAAUUUUGUGCCAACAAACUGGAUAAAAAGGACUUCUUUGGAAAGUCAGACCCCUUCAUGGUCUUCUACAGAAGUAAUGAGGAUGGCACGUUCACUAUCUGCCACAAGACCGAGGUGGUGAAGAACACACUGAACCCUGUGUGGGAGCCCUUCUCCAUCCCUGUCAGAGCGCUCUGCAAUGGAGACUAUGACAGGACAAUCAAGGUGGAGUUGUAUGACUGGGACAGAGAUGGGAGCCAUGAUUUCAUCGGUGAAUUCACCACAAGUUUCAAAGAGCUGUGUCGGGGUCAGAACCAGCUGAAUGUGUAUGAGGUGGUGAAUGCCAAGAAGAAAAUAAAGAAGAAGAGAUACAUCAACUCUGGGACGGUAUCCUUGUUGUCAUUCAGUGUAGAGUCAGAGCACACCUUCCUGGAUUACAUCAGAGGAGGGACUCAGAUUCACUUCACAGUGGCCAUUGAUUUCACAGCAUCAAAUGGAAAUCCAUCACAGUCCACUUCACUACACUACAUGAACCCAUACCAGAUGAAUGCCUAUGCCAUGGCCCUGAAGGCAGUUGGAGAGAUCAUCCAGGACUAUGACAGUGAUAAGAUGUUCCCUGCCCUAGGAUUCGGUGCUAAGCUGCCCCCUGAUUGGAGGGUUUCCCACGAGUUUCCACUGAAUGGCAACGUCGACAACCCGUACUGUAAUGGUAUGGAGGGGAUUCUUGAAGCGUACCAUCAAAGCCUUAAGACAGUUCAGCUGUAUGGGCCCACCAACUUUGCUCCUGUUGUUAAUCAUGUGGCAAGGUAUGCAGCAGCAGUGCAGGACGGAUCUCAGUACUUUGUCCUGCUCAUCAUCACUGAUGGAGUGAUUUCGGACAUGGCUCAGACCAAGGAGGCCAUAGUGAAUGCAGCCAAACUCCCCAUGUCUAUCAUCAUUGUUGGAGUUGGCCAGGCUGAGUUUGAUGCAAUGGUUGAGCUGGAUGGUGAUGAUGUCAGAAUCUCCUCACGGGGGAAGGUGGCAGAGAGAGACAUUGUACAGUUUGUACCAUUCAGAGACUACAUGGACCGCACAGGUAACCAUGUGCUGAGCAUGGCUCGACUGGCUAAAGACGUACUGGCUGAGAUCCCUGACCAACUGAUCUCCUACAUGAAGAGCAGAGCCAUUAAACCCAACCCUGUGCCAGUGUAUUCGCCCAGUGAUGAGCCGCCGACCAACCCCGUGUGAGCCCCUCCCCGCCCACACACACAAAGCUCUGCGUCGGGCAGAGCAAGGUUGAGAUUGAUGGGAACCCGUCUCCACCAACACUUCUUUGAAGCAAAAAUGCUUUUGAGGCCCUUCCGUAAAUAUUAAUCCAGCGUAACACAAAGAUGAUGAGACUCCAUUGUGGUUUGGAGCAGUGAGACUGCAGAGGGGAACCUGCUAUGAUGAGGGAGCUUACUCUCUGAGUGCUUGAGGACCGGAGCGCUGAGAGACCGGUAUGAAAGGAGCUUUCAGUUGUUCACUGUCUAACCUGACAAAAUGGUGAUGUAAUGGAUAGCAAGUGAGCCCAUAAAGAGGGCCUGUUUGAAGGCAUAAAUAUAUUAGGAUGUGCCAGUGUGUAUCAUGCUUGUGAUACCUUUUGGAAUCAAUGUGUGUAAACUAGGAAAUCAUGUGUAUAAUAAUUUAUUUAUUUAUUGCAGGAAUGAUCUGUUCAUUUUAGGGGGUUUUAAAGGGUGGGGUAUUAAAGUCAUAUUUCCCCAGAAGUUUUCCACCUUAUAUUUUGUGACCAGUAUAAUAAAAACGACCCCCAUUUCUACUUUGAUAAGGACUGUAAUAUAAGAGCAUGUGACAAAACCCAUUCAGCAGUUUAUUAAUCAUGUUCACCUAUGAAUAAUCUUUAAUUGCAAGCUAUAAAGUAGAGCACCUCCUGCGAGCUGUUGCUAUAUAGAUAUUUUAGCACCAUGUCUUAUACAUCUUUCUUAUAUUUAUAUUUACAGAAUGCACUAAAUAUUGUCCAAAUAAAAAGCACAAAGGCAAUAGUGGUGAUAAGCUAAAAAAAACCUCUUAUUUUGAAAGGACUAGCCACAAUGACAAUAAUGGAAAGGGCCCUGAAUUUUUUUUGACACUGUCUUUUUUAUUUUAAAAAGGAUUAUCACUACUAUUAUACUGAUAUUUAAAUGAACUUGUAUCUAUCAUAAAAACAAGCACAUACUCACUUUUCCAUGUAGUAUGCAAGGAAACGUAGAUAAAACUAUUCUCAUGCUGCCAUCAUUUUCCAUCUUGCUGCUUCUUUCCAUUAUGUUUGUUGUGGUGACAAUUUAAUAUCUGAGAUUUAGUUCAGUAUUUUUAAAGGAGACUUCAAAUACGAUAUACUUUUGAAAGACUGAUGUCAACUAACAGCCAUUUUUCUCCUCAUUAAAUUUGAUUUGUUUGAUUUUCCCCAGAAUGAAGAUUGAACAAUCAUAAAUCUUGCAACAGAGUAAAAAAUAUAUUUAGGCACUGAGUGUUUUUUUUAAGUGACUGCGCAAAACAAAAACAGACCUUUUUUUUUUUAAUUCCAUCCUGUCUGCUGUCUUCUGUCUCUCGACUGUUCUCAGAUCAUUUUGUUUUAUACUAAUGCACAAUGGCCCAUUUUUAUAACUCAUCGGGAUGCUAUUUAAAUGCUUAAAAACACAAUUGCACAAUUCUGUUUUAAGAUUUAGUUUAAGCUUGUUAAUAUAUCUAUAUAUCUAUAUCUAUAUAUCUAUAUAGAUAUAUAGAUAUAUAUAUAUAUAUCUUUAUGGCGACUGUGUAUAAAUUGUGUAAAAAAAACAAAAAAGACAGUUGUGGCCCAGUUGUGUACAUCAAGUUAUCCAUAUAUAAUGGCCAUUUUCACAUAGUCACUCAAUAUCUUGAUCCAGAUGUGCCUAUUUAUAUGGAAACAUAUCCAAAUUUAGUUACCCAGGUGUGAUUCUGCCAGCAUGUUUUAAGAUGUACACACAGAAAAUGUUGGAGAUGAUAAAACACUUGUGAGAUUAGGACUAUUUCAGCCAAAGGAGCUGGUACACACUGUCUCCGCCACUGCUCUGCACUUUUUUAUACUUACAGCUCUUCACUAAGAAUCUUUGAAGUAAUAAAUGCUACCAGUGUCAUCGAGCCUUGUUGUACAAUAUUCAAAGUCAAGACUUGUUUACAAUUCAGCUGUGGCAUUUACAUGGCCUCAAGGAAAAAGUAAACAUUCAUGGGUUUUAUUAAGAAAUUCCUUUCUGUUUUGUUAGCACAGUGUUUCAAAAUGAUUUCACUCAAUGAAACUGGAGAACUAACGUUUAAAAAGAUUUUUUUUGUGUUGUUCUCUGUGAAUGUGAAUCUCGGUUGUGUUUUCUUUUGUGUUCGGAGUUAAAUGUGUUUGCAUAAUUCAUGUUGCUUUAGAGUUUUUGUUUGUUGUUCUUUGACUCCCAUGGCUGUGUUGCUCUCAGAGAGCAGAAAGAGUCUGAUGAUACUGCAGAAAGUCAGUCCUGAGGUGCUGAACUCCUUCUGUCAUGAGUCCAGCCCCAUAUUUGGGUUUCUUUCCUUUAAACUUUUUCAUUAGUGAUGACAUUUCCCUCUCAGAAGACAAAGCAGGGUUUAAUCUGCUGACCGAUUUCUUGGUUCAUCACAUUUCAAAUUAGGCUGAGUUACAUAAUGGUCAAAAAUACCAGUAUGCCUCUACAGAAAGCUAUUUAACACGAUGAUAAUUUUUUUUUUAUAAAAAACAGAAAAUGUCCUGAUAAGUCUUUUUUUUUUCUUUUACAGAAGUUUAUGGGCAUUUCUAUAAAUGUCAAAUGAUAAAAUUCAGUGUAUGGUUGAAAAUAUGGGAAAACAACCCCCCAAAAUGAAUACGGAUUCUUUGUUUUAAAAUGCUACAUACUGUACUGUAUUUUUCAGUCAAUCUAAGGGAAACAAUUUGUACUGAACACAUUUAUCAUAAGAUGAAGUAUGAACUCAAUAACUUAUAAAUAUAAGUAAUAUAAAUAUAUGCAGGCCUGCACUGCUUUUUGAAAUGCUUCAUUCAGUAUUUAAUGAUGACUCAAAAACAUUGUAUGUGACACACAAAACAAACGCUAAACGAGAACAACCAUCGCAUUUGCAGGACAAUGAAAAAAGCAUAAUGUAAAAAUCCAAAGAAUUGGGAUUUGUAAUAAAUCUUUAAAAACAUUAGAAAUGCUUUAUGUAUGACGAUGUUCUUCCAAAGUUUCUUUCAGAUUGUCCCACUCAUUAAGGAGGGAAUAGGAUACGUGCAAACAUAAUACAUACAUAUACUGUGCUCGUUAAACCUGAAACGCAUGCAAAUUUCCAAACUUUGUCUGUGGAGUUUUAAAUAAUAAUUUUUAAAAAGUAGCACUGCUGUUUUUCUGAUAUGAUAAUAACAAAUUCCCCCAGUGAAAUCAGAAACUUCAAUCCUUAGUAAUAUAGGAAAAAAAGCUAAAUAAUCAAUAACACCUCUGACACCUCUGAAUUUUAUUGCUCAGUAUAAAUGAUGUCUUUUGCAGCAACAGAAUUAUUCCGUUUCUCUUGGUGGAAAUGGCUUUGUUUCUUUUUUCCACUUCCUUUCAAAUUCUGUUUGAGGCUGAACUCUAAUUAUGUACAUAGGCCCCGCAUAAAGAACAUUCAGUGCCAACGUGUGUUCAGUAGUUGAACUUGGCCUCUUUAGAAAAUGUGCAUGUUUGUGCCAAAGUGGCAGGAAGUUUGGUAGUUUGCCAUCAUUUCACCUGAUUAGUGCAUCUGCCAGUGCGUCAUUAUCGUUACUUAGGAUGUAUUUGGAGAUAAACGGCCCCAUCCAGCAUGUUGCAUCUAUUGUUUCUUUCAUUCUGUUCCUAUGAGACACAUACUGUAUGGGUUCUUCUUGCCACUACUCCUGUUUUAUCCCAGGUUGUUUACAUACCUCUCUUGGUCUUUGACUUGCAUGCUGAAUAUUUCCAAACCAGGUGUUGGACAUGAUAUUGUCGUCAUACUGUGGUUUGUGAAAUGCUUUGUAAUGGAUUGCCUUAAGAUGAAUAAAAUAUUGACAACUUUGGCAGAAUA
Messenger RNA from Maylandia zebra (zebra mbuna), 5818 nucleotides. It is a transcript of the gene cpne5a, whose product is annotated as copine Va. Gene Ontology annotation, cellular component: plasma membrane. Gene Ontology annotation, molecular function: calcium-dependent phospholipid binding. Lineage: Eukaryota; Metazoa; Chordata; Actinopteri; Cichliformes; Cichlidae. The record is from RefSeq and is a predicted model, not a curated record. Gene Ontology annotation, biological process: cellular response to calcium ion.